Messenger RNA from Tetrapisispora phaffii CBS 4417, 2697 nucleotides. RefSeq names its product glycogen phosphorylase (gene GPH1). Gene Ontology annotation, biological process: glycogen catabolic process. Gene Ontology annotation, molecular function: pyridoxal phosphate binding; glycogen phosphorylase activity. The transcript has a single exon. The coding region runs from base 1 to 2697 and encodes 898 amino acids. Gene Ontology annotation, cellular component: cytoplasm. The record is from RefSeq and is a predicted model, not a curated record. Lineage: Eukaryota; Fungi; Ascomycota; Saccharomycetes; Saccharomycetales; Saccharomycetaceae.
AUGUCAACUGGAACCAAUGCUUCGAAUAAAGCUGAACAAAAUGUUCAGCAAAACAUUCCACAAUUGAAAAGAAGAUUGACUGGUUUCUUACCACAAGAAAUUAAAGCAAUUGAUUCAAUUAUUCCAUUGCAAUCAAGAUCUUUAUGGACUAAAAAUAAGGCAAAGAAGAUCGGAAGUGAAGAAGAUUUCGACGAGAAAUUCGUCAACCACGUUGAAACCACUCUUGCUAGAUCCUUAUACAAUUGUGAUGAUAUGGCUGCUUAUGAAGCAACUUCGUUGAGUAUCAGAGACAAUUUGGUCAUUGAUUGGAAUAAAACUCAACAAAAAUUCACAGCCAGAGACCCAAAAAGAGUCUAUUACUUAUCUUUAGAAUUCUUGAUGGGUAGAGCUUUAGAUAAUGCUUUAAUAAAUAUGGAGUCACCAGAAGGUUCUACUGACAAGCAUGCAAACUCAAGAGAUAUGGUUUCUGACUCUUUGCAAAAUUUAGGAUUUAAGUUGGAAGAUGUUUUAAAACAAGAACCGGAUGCCGCUUUGGGUAAUGGUGGUCUAGGUCGUUUAGCUGCUUGUUUUAUCGAUUCUUUAACUACUCAAAAUAUUCCAGCUUGGGGUUAUGGUUUGCGUUAUGAAUAUGGUAUCUUCGCACAAAAAAUUAUUGACGGUUAUCAAGUUGAAACCCCAGAUUACUGGUUAAAUACGGGUAAUAGAUGGGAAAUUGAAAGAAACGAAAUUCAAUUCCCUGUCACUUUCUAUGGUUAUGUUGACAGACAAGAUGGUAACAGAUCAACUACAGAACCUUCUCAAUGGAUUGGUGGUGAAAGAGUCAUUGCUAUGGCUUAUGAUUUCCCUGUUCCAGGUUAUAAGACAACCACCGUAAAUAAUUUGAGAUUAUGGAAAGCAAUUCCAACGACUGAAUUCGAUUUUGCAAAAUUCAAUUCUGGAGAUUAUAAAAAUUCUGUUGCAGAACAACAAAAGGCUGAAUCAAUUACAGCUUGUUUAUAUCCAAAUGAUAACUUUGAAGCUGGUAAAGAAUUGAGAUUGAAGCAACAAUACUUCUGGUGUGCUGCUUCUUUACAUGAUAUUUUAAGAAGAUUCAAGAAGACUCAAAGAAAGUGGAGUGAAUUCCCAGAUCAAGUUGCAAUUCAAUUGAAUGAUACACAUCCAAGUUUGGCUAUUUUGGAAUUACAAAGAGUCUUGGUUGAUUUAGAAGGAUUGAAAUGGGAUGAAGCUUGGGAUAUUGUCACUAAAACCUUUGCUUACACCAACCAUACCGUUAUGCAAGAAGCUUUGGAAAAAUGGCCAGUUAGUCUAUUUGGUAAAUUAUUACCAAGACACUUGGAAAUCUUGUACGAUGUUAACUGGUUCUUCUUACAAAUGGUUGCUAAGAAAUACCCAAACAAUGCUGAAAUUUUAUCAAGUGUUUCAAUCAUUGAAGAAGUUAACCCAGAGAGACAAGUCCGUAUGGCUUUCUUAGCAAUUGUUGGUUCCCAUAAAGUUAACGGUGUUGCAGAACUACAUUCUGAAUUGAUUAAGACUACUAUUUUCAAAGAUUUUGUCGAUAUUUUCGGCGCUUCAAAGUUUACUAACGUCACCAAUGGUAUUACACCAAGAAGAUGGUUGAAACAAGCUAAUCCUAAAUUAGCUCAAUUGAUCAAGGAUACUCUAAACGAUCCAGAUGAAAAUUAUUUGUUAGAUAUGACAAAAUUAACCAAAUUAGCUGAUUAUGUUGAUGAUAAGGAUUUCCGUAAUAAAUGGAAUGACGUCAAAUUGCAAAAUAAGAACACUUUGGCUGAUUUAAUGAAAAAAUUUAAUGACGGCAAGGAUGUUGUUGAUAGAGAAAAAUUGGAUGACACUCUAUUUGAUAUUCAAGUUAAACGUAUUCAUGAAUAUAAGCGUCAACAAAUGAAUAUAUUUGGUGUUAUUGCUCGAUACUUAGAUAUUAAGGAAUUAUUAUCAGAAGGUAAAUCAAUUGAAGAGAUUGAAAAAGUUUACCCACGUAAGGUUUCUAUCUUUGGUGGUAAGAGUGCUCCUGGUUAUUACAUGGCUAAGUUAAUCAUCAAAUUAAUUAAUUCUGUUGCUGAUGUCAUUAAUAAUGAUGAAUCUAUCAACGGUAUUUUGAAAGUUUUCUUCAUUCCUGAUUAUAAUGUCUCUAAAGCUGAAAUUAUUAUUCCAGCCAGUGAUAUCAGUGAACAUAUCUCAACUGCAGGUACAGAAGCUUCCGGUACUUCAAAUAUGAAAUUCAGUAUGAAUGGUGGUUUAAUUAUUGGUACUGUUGAUGGUGCCAACGUUGAAAUUACUAGAGAAAUCGGUGAAGAUAACAUCUUCUUAUUUGGUAAUCUAAGUGAAAAGGUUGAGGAUUUAAGAGCUGCUCACAGGUAUAAGAGCGAUGAUUUCCCAGAAUCUUUAGAUAGAGUUUUGUCAGCUUUAGAAAGUGGUAUCUUCUCUCCUGACAAUUCUAAUGAAUUUAAACCAUUAUGGGACAGUAUUAGAUAUCAUGGUGAUUAUUACUUAGUUUCAGAUGAUUUUGAGUCAUAUUUAGCUACUCAAAAAUUAAUUGAUGAAACUUAUCAUUAUCAAAGAGAAGACUGGGUAAAGAAGAGUAUAUUAUCUGUCGCAAACAUCGGUUAUUUCAAUAGUGAUCGUUGUAUCGAAGAUUAUGCUGAAACAAUCUGGAAUGUUGAACCAGUGGUUCCAGAAUAA